Molecule: messenger RNA, 1650 nt
Organism: Prosopis cineraria
Lineage: Eukaryota; Viridiplantae; Streptophyta; Magnoliopsida; Fabales; Fabaceae
Product: chaperone protein dnaJ C76, chloroplastic
Exons: 4
Coding region: 26-1447 (473 amino acids)
Source: RefSeq, a predicted model, not a curated record
UGACACCUUAUCUUUAUCUGCAAAAAUGCCUUGUGCUGCAUCUGCACGUUUUCUUCCUCCGCUUUACGCUCCUCGCUCUUCCUGUGUCACCAGAACAGAGCUAACGACCCCGAAAUCGCUGGGACUUCACCCCGCAAUUCUGCAAAAGUUUUGUUCCAAAGGCUCAAUUCUGACGUGCAGGGCGGUCCGUUCGGCUUCUUCUUCCAUCACAGAGCUCGACCUCUAUGAUCUUCUGGGCAUCGAUAGCUGCUCUGAUCAGUCUCAGAUAAAGCUCGCUUACCGCUCUCUUCAGAAGCAGUGCCACCCUGACAUCGCCGGCCCCCCCGGCCAUCAAAUGGCUAUCAUUCUUAAUGAAGCUUAUGCCGUGCUUUCUGACCCCAGUUCACGUCUGGCCUAUGACAAGGAGCAGAAAAAGAUUGCAGAGUUCAAGGGUUUCACAGGAAGGCCCCUGUACUCGGUUUGGUUUGGAUCACAAAGCGAGCAGCGAGCAAUAUUCGUGGACGAAAUAAAAUGUGUUGGUUGCUUAAAAUGUGCUCUGUUAGCUGAGAAGACGUUUGCAAUUGAAUCAGUUUAUGGUAGAGCCAGGGUUGUGGGACAGUGGGCUGAUCCUGAAGAGAAAAUCCAAGAGGCAGUAGAUUCUUGUCCUGUCAAUUGCAUUUCAGUUGUUGAAAGGUCCAACCUUGCAGCUCUGGAGUUCUUGAUGUCGAAGCAGCCACGAGGCAAUGUGAGAGUUGGAGCAGGCAACACAGUCGGUGCUCGUGUGUCUAACAUAUUUACAGAAGUGCAGAAAUUCCAAACCAGAUUCCAUCAAGCAAGGGAAAAGACUUCUAUCAAGUUUUCUAAGGUAAUGGACCCUCAGAGAGAAGCAAGAAUGUCAGCAAUUCAGGCAAUAAGAUCAAUAUCUAACUGGCUAUACUGGCAAUCGCCUGUUACAAGUGGGGCGUCAUCAGAACCUGACAAGAGUCUCACACGCAUUGUAUAUAGAUUACCUGAACCAAACAUCGACAAGCUUCGAGAUGCUGCUGCAAGGAAACAACUCAGGGAAAGCAAAAGGACCAAUUGCGAGAGUCCUGAGGAGUAUUGGGUUCCAUCAGCUCAUGCCCUUCCGUCUUCAACUGAGAAUACUGCUACUCCAAGGUCAGCUGCAAAGCCUUCUUCAUCUAUUCGGGGAGAGCUAGAAGCAAAUGACAAGGAGUCUGGAAUAUGUGAGGAUCAAGAUAACCCAAUCAGAUGGGCAUUCCCAAUGGUCACUGCCAUGAUUGCUGUAGCUACAGUUCGAUUGCAUGGUGGAGGAUCAGUUCAUGAACUGAAUCAACAUGCUGGAGGCUCUCUAGCACUGGAUAUUGUUAACAGUCCUUGGCUACAGUGCAUGCUUGCUGCAGCUACAUGGUAUAUGAUUGGAUUAGCGAUAAUAGAUCUUGUAGCUAUCCUCGGCAAUAAAAAAUAGAUAGUAUCUCUACUAGGUGCUCGUAGAUUACUAGAUUUAAUUGGCGAAGGUAGGCAAGUAGACCAUAGAUACUAUCGAAUGUAUAAAUAACAAUAAAUACAGGUGGUGGUGUAUAAAUUUAGUUUUCAUUAAAAUAUAAUGAUACGCACAGCCUCUGCCUUCUGCAUUCUCAAAUGUUAAAACAAAAUUUAUGGCAUUUCAAA